UCUAUAGGACUCGGAGAGAUUCACAUGGUCUUUAGAACAACUAGGGAACAGGGGGCUGUCAGUAAUAAAAAAAAAAUCAGACAUUCAAGGACUGAAUGUUGGGGGAGAGGAGGCGCUCAAUUUCACCCUUAGGAGUCCACUAUUAUUCCCACUCCCCAGACAAAUCAUUUUUAGGUUUAACUUCCUGUUUUAACCUGAGCUCUCUGUUCAUUAUUCAUAGAGAAGGAGAAUAGUAGGGACCCUCUUGUCUUUAGAGUAGUCCCUCACACAUGUCCAGAAGAAGCAAGAGAACAGGGGACAAGAGCCUGGGAAUCCGAGCGUCCAGUCUGUUGCCACACCAGUCUUGGUUCCCUGAUCUUCCUCCUCUUGCCAGCUCUCACCGACUCUGCAGCAACCCACAGAGAGGAUUUUCCCAUCUUAUCUCUCUACAGCCAGGCCCCCCCUACCAUGGCCAGCCGGGGUGGGGGCCGAGGCCGGGGCCGGGGCCGUGGUCAGCUCACCUUCAAUAUGGAGGCUGUGGGCAUUGGGAAGGGGGAUGCCCUGCCCCCUCCCACCCUGAAGCCCUCCCCACUCUUUCCUCCCCUGGAAUUCCGUCCAGUGCCUCUGCCCUCAGGUGAAGAAGGUGAGUAUGUUCUGGCGCUGAAACAGGAGCUACGUGGGGCUAUGAGGCAGCUUCCCUACUUCAUUCGUCCAGCCGCACCUAAGAGAGAUGUGGAGCGUUAUUCAGACAAGUAUCAGAUGUCAGGGCCGAUUGACAAUGCGAUUGAUUGGAACCCUGAUUGGAGGCGUCUUCCCAGAGAGCUCAAGAUUCGAGUUCGAAAAUUGCAGAAAGAACGGACAACAAUCCUGAUCCCCAAGAGGGCCCCUAAAACUCCAGCCGAGAAAGAAGAAACCAUUCAAAAACUGGAGACCUUGGAAAAGAAGGAAGAAGAAGUGACUUCAGAAGAGGAAGAGGAGAAAGAAGAGGAGGAGGAGAAGGAAGAUGAAGAAGAGGAGGAAUAUGAUGAAGAAGAGCAUGAGGAGGAGACAGAUUAUAUCAUGUCAUAUUUUGAUAAUGGAGAAGACUUCGGGGGUGACAGCGAUGACAACAUGGAUGAAGCAAUUUAUUGAAGAACCAUCUUGGAUAAAACUCCCACUGCCCCGACUUUCUCAAGCCCUAGGGAUUGAGAAGCUGCUCUAGCCAUCUGUGAUUAUGGGCACACCAUCUUUCCAAACCCAGCCAGAAUCAAGAAGCUGCAUUAUCUCCUUGAGGGGAGGAACAAGGGCCUAGUAGCUCUGGCUAACUCUCCUCCCCCAAUUAUGGUGGCUGGACUUUACCUCUUGCUUUGGAGAAGAGGUAAAGGACUGAAUUUUUUAUUAUUUUAUACCUUGAGGGAAAGGAGAGUGGGAAGAAUCAGUACAAAUUACAACUGCCUCCCUUUCCCCUGCCUACCUGUUCCUAUCCUGAAUAAUUUUCUCUUUUUUGGAGAAAAUUGGGGGUUGGGAAAAGUAGGGAUAAGGCCAGUUUUAUGGUUUUUAAAUAAAGUUUUGUUCUCUA
Messenger RNA from Antechinus flavipes (yellow-footed antechinus), 1537 nucleotides. It is a transcript of the gene POLR3GL, whose product is annotated as RNA polymerase III subunit GL. Lineage: Eukaryota; Metazoa; Chordata; Mammalia; Dasyuromorphia; Dasyuridae. Gene Ontology annotation, cellular component: RNA polymerase III complex. The coding region runs from base 448 to 1110 and encodes 220 amino acids. Gene Ontology annotation, biological process: transcription by RNA polymerase III. The transcript has 8 exons. The record is from RefSeq and is a predicted model, not a curated record.